Rhineura floridana is the source of this 6123-nucleotide messenger RNA. It is a transcript of the gene TRIM25, whose product is annotated as tripartite motif containing 25. The transcript is spliced from 9 exons. The record is from RefSeq and is a predicted model, not a curated record. Gene Ontology annotation, molecular function: zinc ion binding; protein binding. Lineage: Eukaryota; Metazoa; Chordata; Lepidosauria; Squamata; Rhineuridae. Bases 543 to 2465 code for a protein of 640 amino acids.
UCUAGUCGCCAAAAAGGAAUCUCCUGAAACUUGUGACAAUGCAGUGUCAGCAUUCCCUUCCCUGAGAGUAGGUCCCAUCAUCACAUUCCUGCUGAGUAAACAUCCCUAUAGAGUCGCGCUGCAUGGCUGCAAUCCAUUCUUUAGCACGCUCAGGAGGGAAGCAAAUUUCGCUGCAACCGGUGGGGCUUAGCACAUACCUUCUCUCCGCAGGAGGAAUUCCCACCCCCCUUCCGGUUAGUCUAGUGUUGCGAGGUGAAACGUAUGUGGUAGAAUUGCCCAAACUUCUACGCACGCAAUAAAGGAAAAAAGGAGGAAAGCGGGCACGGUAAAACCAUUUCAAAGGUCGUCCCGUCGGGUGGGGCCUCCGAAUUGAUUAUCGACGAGUCGCAGCGGCUGCAGUUUACUUAGCGAGCCUGCUCACCCAACCUGUGACUCACGGACCCCACGUGAUUUCUAAGAAUUCAGCAAGCUGCUAGCUCGCUUUAGGUUUCACUUUCCGCUCUGGUUCAAUUGUAGAUGCUGGAUUCGUUCCGUCUCCAGCUAUGGCUUCGCUACUGAGGGCGUCUUCGGUCCCUUCCUUUGUCAGGUUGGAAGAGGACCUGACUUGCUCCAUCUGCUUAUGUAUCUUUGAGAGCCCCGUCACGACCCCGUGUGGCCACAAUUUCUGCCUACCUUGCCUGGAGAUGACUUGGGGGGAGUUCCAGAGUAACUUCAGUUGCCCCCAGUGUAGGACCUGCUUCUACAGUCGCCCAGACCUGAAGAAGAACACGGUGCUCUGCAGGGUGGUGGAAGAGUUCCAGAGUACCCCAGAUGACCCUUCCAAGAAGAUUCAGUCGGAGAAGUCGUCGGUCAAAAUUAGUCACACCCCUACCGUGGCCUGCGACAGUUGCCUACAGAAGACGGCAGAGAAGACUUGCCUCACCUGCAUGGCCUCCUUCUGCCAGGAGCACCUGAAGCCCCAUUUGGAGAGCCCAGCUUUCAAGAGCCACCAGUUGGUCGACCCUAUCAAGGAGCUUCAUCAAAGGAAGUGUCAGGCCCACAACAAACUCCUGGAGUUCUACUGCAAGGAGCACGCCAGCUGCAUCUGCUGCUUUUGCUUGGUGACCCACAAGAUGUGUGCCACCAUCCCCAUGCAAGAGGCCAAGGAAGAGAAGGAGUCCCAGCUGAAGCAGAGACUGACAGAACUCUAUGCUCUGAAUGAGAAGGCUCUGCAGACCUUGGAUCAAGUACGAGUGCAGCAAAAACAAGCCAGUGAUAUAGCUGCUCGGAAGUUAGAUCUGCUGAAGACAGAAUUCCUGGAAAUUAUUGCUUUAAUUGAAGAAGAAGAAAAAGAAUCUGUAAAGAAGGUCCAAGCAGAGGAGAAGAAAGUCCAAGAUAAAUAUGAAUACAUCCAUAAAGUCCUGGGUAAGAAAAAAAACGAAAUCCAGGGAGCAAGAGACCAGAUUGAAAUGACCUUGACGGAGGAUGAUGACAUCACGUUUUUAAAGAAGGCAGCAAAACUCCGGCAGUUACCUAUCAAAGAUGUAUUCAUACCCAAAAUAGAUUUGGAUCAAAACUUGAUACAUGCUAUUUAUCAAAAAUCCUUUGGCCUCAAAGAAAAUGUGAAACAAUUCUUGACUCAAUCCCAGGAGAAGAAAACAGAAGGAGUCACACAAUGGAAAACCAAACUACAGAUCCAGCCCUCGCAGCCAGGAAAAAAGAAUGCUGCAUCAAAUGCUCCAAAGAGAGAUGCCCCACUACCACAAUCUCCACAGGAGAAGACAACUGCAGAGGAGGAGGCGUUGGCUGCUGCAGACACCAAGCAGAGGAGGCGACCUGCUAAACGCUCACAAAGUCCUAGCCAGAGAGGACGAAGUUCCAGCAGGCCUCAGUCAGGAACUCAGCCAGCAACUCUUGAAAGCUUUUUAACUAAAUCACGAGAGGAGCUUUUGGAAUUUGCUACAAAAUUUGCUCUGGAUUUCAACACUGCCCAUAACAAAGUGAUCUUAUCUGAGAGGAGCACCAAAAUAUCUGUGUCAGAAACCCCCCAGAAUUACAGCCACCACCCGCAGCGCUUCACCUACUGCUCCCAAGUGGUGGCCUUCCAGUGUUUCAAGAGGGGCAUCCAUUACUGGGAAGUAGAGCUGGAGCACAACAACUUCUGUGGAGUUGGCAUCUGCUACGGGAGCAUGGCCAAGCAGGGAGCGGAAAGCCGCCUGGGGCGCAACAGCAGCUCGUGGUGCGUUGAGUGGUUCAAUGCCAGGAUCUCAGCCUGGCACAAUGACAUUGAGAAGUGCCUGCCCAACACCAAGGUGAAGAAGAUUGGCGUCCUGCUGAAUUAUGAGGGUGGCUUUGUGAUUUUCUUUGGCGUCAGUGAGAAAGUCAGCCUCCUCUACAAAUUCCGGGCGCAGUUCACAGAAGCCCUCUAUCCGGCAUUCUGGGUGUUCUCUAGUGGAACCACCAUCUCGCUCUGCCAACUCAAGUGAAGAGCUGAGUACCACCAUUUGCUCCGCUUGCCCAGGCAUUUCUGCAUGUUAACUUCUCUCUCUGUGUUUUGGAAUCCAGUUCUGUGUGUAUCUGUCUUGUUAAUUUCAAAGCAAAAGUUGUUUGUUUGAAACUCCGUCCUUGUUUUCUGGAAAUCCCAGGGCUGCUAAAACCAAGGCCACAGUCCACUAAGAAUAUUCUUUUUGCAGAAGCCUCUUUGAGGACGUCCUUAGGAAACUUUCAGUGGGGCUUGCCCAUUGAGUUCUUGGUGGACUGCACUCAUCUGGCACAUUGAGCUACUGGUUCAUUGUACACAUUAGUUUGGAGAAGGAGCAUGUUUGGGCAUGUCUGAGCGGAUGCUUCCUUUGCUUCUGUCACAAUGGCUAACACACUGCUAGGAGUUCAGAGCACAGAAUAUAAGGUGCCUUCUGUGUCCUGGUUGCUGUGUCUUUAUAUGGAGAGUUCUGUUCUUAGUAUUUGCUAUAUAGUGACACAGGCAAAGAUCCACAGAGGUAUAUGUACAUGGAUGCAUGCACACUCAUGCAGAUAAGUCCUCAAGCAGACUUUUUCUUCCCCAUGAAUCUGUCCUGAUGCUUGUGCAGUGACUUACAAAGAACUUUGAUUUUGGUGAACGGGAAUAGGGUUGGAGCAUGGAGGUGACAGGGCUUUUUCUGUUCUUGUGUCUAAUAUUGCUAAUCCUCUUGAAGAAAAGCAGAAGGGUUACACUUGGUAGUGCUGCGGGGAGCAGGGACACUUUUUUAAAAAAUUAAAACUUUGAAUUUUACAAUCUCUAACUACCAGUUACAUUACAAAGGAGCCCUCCCCCCCCCUUUGAGGAUCCAUGAAGAUGCAGUUAAGUCCUCAUCACUUAAUUCAGUUCUUUGGAGUUUUGGAGAGUUAAGGAGCUGCUGCCGUUUGGAGGCUUUGAACAAUAUUCAGCAUGCAAAGACAGAAAGGUUGGAAAGGAGAUGCUUGUGUGGUGGGUGCACUUUUUAGUCAAAGACCCUUGCUGAAAGGGGCUGCAUUUAAAAACUGCAGCCCACCAUCAUAAGUAAGCCCAAUCCAUCUGAAACACCUUUUAUGUAGUUGAAUGCUGGAGGUGAAGAAAUUCCUUCCUCCUCCCAGUCUUUAAAGAGUUUUGUAUCUUUGCUGUGAUACUUUGCAAUUGUUGAGGUAUUGGGAGGAAGCUGUGGGCAGAAAGUUAAAAUGCUUCAGGCUACUCUGGUAGACAGAAUUUUCUGCUAUCCGCUGGAGGCGAUUUUGAUGAUCCUUACAUUUCUCCAAGGGUAAUCUUUUAUAGCAUUUUGACUUGAAGGUCACUAGCAGGAAGAACCAGUGUGUCCAAUUCAGAUCAUGUCUCUUAAGUGAUUGUUCUGAGUGGGCAUUUCAAACUUCAGGCAGCAGGCUGGGAAGGACCUGAAGCAUCUGGAAGGCUAAGAUCUUCUGGGCAACAUCUUUAGCUUUCCUGUAGCUUUGAUUUUUCUUUGAGACCUGAUUCUGCACAUUUCUGUUAUGUAUCCUAAGCGAUUGAAGAUGACUUUGUGACAUCCUCCUCACUAAAGAGGAACAACAGGCUCUAGGGUCUUACAAUUGUGUAUGUAUUGUACUCUGCACCAGCAAGCAGAAGGUUGUCUUGCCUUUCUUGGGUCAGAACAUACACAUUUUGGAAAGAUGCUUGACAUUUCUUAGCUUGUGAAGCUCUCAAUUUUAGGAAGCUCACAUGCUAUAAAGCGCUCAGAGUAGAGGUAAAAUGAACACUGCUGAGCAUUGAUGAUUGGCCUCAGCUGAGAAAGUCUUAGAUAAAAGCAAAGCAAGCUGGUCCAUGUGUUUAAAAUGAAAUCAAGCUAUAGGUUUCUUCCUAUGGUCAAACAAAGGGACCAGUUGUAGAACACUCUUUGGGAAAGAAUUACUAUCCAGAUAUUUAAGUGGGAACAUCUUGACAUGUCUUCAGCUAGCUGUGCUUUUGUACCAAAUGAUUAUUUGAAAAUAUUAUUGGAAUCCAAGGUACAAGUUACUGAGAUCUUGGUGAAAUGAUCUGUAGUGUUUUUGAAAAUGCAGUAAAUCACUGCCCUUCUCCAAAAAGCCCCAGAUUCUUUCACAGGAAACUGAGGAAAGCAAGAAAAGUGAGGGCCAAGUUGAAAACAGACCAGGGUGUGAGACAAAGGUAGGAAACUGUAGCAUGACUUAGGAAGCAAAAUAUAAAAUAAACAGCUAUUGCGGUUAUGUUGGUCCCACAAGAAUAUGAAGGCAAGAGAAUUGCUGGAAUGGAGGUCUAAUGGAUUCAUCUCCAAUAUAGCAAAACCAAUCCUUGAUAUUCUCGAAUGACAUCUUUCCCACAAUGGGCCAUGCAUAUUUGUUGUAGGAUCCAAGGAUCUCUCUCACCAUAGAGAGAGAGAGAGGCCUACUACCUGUUUGGUAGAAGUGCUCUUGGAACUACACAAAGGAGUUUUGUUGGUAUUCUAGGCAUUCUUCCCACAAAUGAUCAUGGGAUUUAAAUGCACUUUUCCAUGUGCUUAAUGUAUCCCACAAGAUAUAAGGCACAGUAGAUGCAGUGCCCCUUUAGUGUGGUUUGGGAUAUGCUUGCUACAGUGCCUCAGCUGAGACCCAGGUGCCUUUGGAAUGUCACUAUGAUCUGCUUUCCCUGAUCUGUGUUAAAGUCGUCUGAUUAUAGCGGAAUGGAUCUCUUCAGGAUUUUGAGAUGAUCUUUGGGAUUCCUUGGGAAUCCCACUGUCUCUAAGUAGAUCAGUACUUCUCUCUUUGCUGCUUUUAGUCUUUUGCCUGGCACAAAUAUUGUCCAUUGGCUCAAUGUUGAUUACUGUUGGUAAUCAUUUUAGGGAAAUAAUUGAAUUAUCUGUUAUUAUAUCACAAACCAGUCUUGCUCCCUACACAAGAAUAACAUUGGGGUUUUUUAAAUCUCAUGGCAAGAUAGGCAAUAGAAUAAUGCUGAUGGGCGUGGUUGAGCCAGAGUUAAGCAUGUUGCAUUCUGUUGGUUUGAGUGGAGGAAGUUGAGCCCCAUGAUUAAACUCUGUCUUUGUCAUCAAUGAUAGAGUGCUUAAGUUUAGGCUCAGUGGUGCCCAUUAUGAUCUCUUCUGUUUUCCCAGUCCAGGUGAAACCCUUCACUAAAAAGCAAUGUUUGUCUAGUCACAGUGGCUGUGUUUACAUUGAUACAGUUAGCUCAGUUAUAAUCCAGCAUGUAGAUUAAUACUUUCUGCCAUGCUUUCCCUUGUAGUAAAUUAACUGAAAACGAUCUUGGUGUUAGCAAAAUUGUUGGGGAAUAGCUUCAGCAAGCAUGGAUGUUUGUACUGAAACACAAAACGGAGAAAUAAAAAGUUCAAAACUGCUUGAAUUGAUUAUAGCCAUUUAACUGUGUACUCUUGAAAAUGACAGAUGCAAGUCUGCAGAAUAUCUAGUUAAUGUUUCUAGUUUAAAUUGUGAAUAAUGUUGAUCUGUGAGUUGGUUUUAAAAUGAGAAUCUGAAUGUUUUGGGCAUAUACCAUUUUUUGCCAAGGGUUUGUCUUUGCUUGGUCUGUAAUCAGCCUUUUGCAAUCUCAAGCUGUGUCAAAUGGAACAUUGUGAUGCAUCCAAAAUUGCCUAGCCUGGUCUUGCAGUGGAUCAAGACUUGUUAAGUGAAAGUUCAAUAAAGUCUGAUUUAUUAUUGUUA